AUGGCCACAGGAGAAAAAUAUAUAUAUCUGGAAGUUUUGCGCAUUGACACCAGCACCCUUGCAGAAUGGGAUAGGGAAGAUAAAUCCCACAAGAGAGAGGCUACUAGCAGUGACAACACAAGUGUAGGGUGGUCAACAUCAGCAACACUAUGUGACAACAGCCGAGCACUCAAUGGCUUGGAUUGGUAUAUAUCCCUGAGGGACCCAAGGGUUUUUGGUUCACUUUUGAACCUCAGAUAUACCAAUUGGUUGCACAUCGAGAUUUCAUCUGCUGGUGGUGGUCACAAAGGUAGUACCAACCAAGGAUCCUAUAGUGAUGGUGGCGGCAGACAGCAAGUGAAAGCUGUAAACCUGCAGAAGCCAACUGGUUCUAACUUGUACUAUGAUGAUGACACCAUUUCCACCUUUGGUAGCAACUCGCAAUCUGGUGGUGGUGCCAGCAAUGGAGAUGUCUUUGAGGCCUUAGGGAUAAGAAACAUGUGGAUAUGGCAGUGCCCACCUGUUCCUAAGGCUAAUUAUACUUUGGUCAACUGUUACAUUAGCAUACAAGAUGAUGAGAAACAUGUUGAGUCACUGCAGGGUACUACUACUAGACAGUUACCAAGGGAUACAACUCUGCCAUGUUUUGUGAAUCAGGACGCUAAGACCCUACACUUGCAUGAUUGCUUGUCCAUCACCUGUCUCCCAGGCCCUACACCUACUGCUGAAGCAGAAUUGGAUUGGGAUGAACUAAAAUGGUGCCGACUCGAGAGAUGCCCCAACUUAGAAGGUGUUGUUUUCACUGCGCCUUCACCAGGGCAGGAUGGAGACGACAUUUUCGAAUAUCUGGAGACAUUCUGGGCAUCCCAACUCCCAAAGGCGCGCUACAUCUGGGACUGGAGCAUAUCAGCAUUUCGGCCUGGUGAACAUUCCUUUGAGUAUCUUACGUUCUUACACCUGGAUUAUUGCCCCAGGCUGGUACAUGUACUCCCUCUGUACACCGCAAAUACAAACGGAUGUUGUGAACUGGAAACCCUUGAGAUCGUGUGCUGCAGUGACCUCAGGGAAGUCUUCCCAUCUGAUUUAGAACUGCAGCAGCAGCAACCAAGAAGAUUUCCUACACUGAAGCGCAUCCACCUAUAUGAGCUACCCAAGCUGCAGCGCAUCUGUGGGCAAAGGAUGUUGGCGCCCAAUCUCGAGACCGUGAAGAUCAGGGGAUGCUGGGGCCUCAAGCGCCUACCAGCUGUUCGGGUUGCGGUAGGGUUGGACUGGGAGAAGGAAUGGUGGAAGUGGGACUUCACGGCGCCGUCAAUGGUGGACUUGGACUGCGAGAAGGAAUGGUGGGACAACCUCGAGUGGGACGGGGAAGAGGCUGGCCACCACCCUUCCCACUACAAGCCCACCUAUUCAGCGUACUACAAGAAGAACCUGCUCCGAGCCUCCGUGCUCAGGUAA
Miscanthus lutarioriparius is the source of this 1434-nucleotide messenger RNA. NCBI's taxonomy places the organism in Eukaryota, Viridiplantae, Streptophyta, Magnoliopsida, Poales, Poaceae. The record is from the annotation of a GenBank genome assembly.